Messenger RNA from Xiphias gladius (swordfish), 977 nucleotides. It is a transcript of the gene dnaaf19, whose product is annotated as coiled-coil domain containing 103. The transcript has 3 exons. Gene Ontology annotation, cellular component: outer dynein arm. The coding region runs from base 257 to 508 and encodes 83 amino acids. Gene Ontology annotation, biological process: inner dynein arm assembly; epithelial cilium movement involved in extracellular fluid movement; determination of left/right symmetry. Lineage: Eukaryota; Metazoa; Chordata; Actinopteri; Istiophoriformes; Xiphiidae. The record is from RefSeq and is a predicted model, not a curated record.
UGUUUAUCAGCUUCACCGGAUCCGCCUUCCUCCACCCAGAUCAGACUGCACUCGUGUAUUCUGUUACCAGCAAUGCACAGUGUAGAUCCAGCAAACAGUAGAGAUGUGACUCGGUGAGACUCUCGGAUGGUCUACUUUAGGCUUCACAGCAGUGAACGUGUGAACAGGUCUCUGUCCUGGGGGAGGAGGACGUGUGGAGCCAGGACUGACAUGAUGAUUCUUCUCCAGUCUCACUCCUAACCUGACGUUUAAAGUAAUGGCGACGUCAGAGCGUGAUGUCAUCGACUUCCUGGCGUUGGAGCGAGAGCUGCGAGCGGCGGUCGAGUCUGACCGGAGAUACCAGCGAGAGAAUGAAGCUAAACUGAGAGCCGUCAGCCAGAGAGUCGCCUCCUACAGGGAAUACAGAGACCUGGUCCUGACCUGUCACCUGAAGCCUCUGGAGAAGAAAGAUAAAGACGGAGCCCCACGGAAACAGCCCUGGAACCCCGUGGCAUCAAGCAACAAGUGAUACCUGGUCACCGUAGCAAUGAGGAACACAAAAACCCCGUGUUUUUAAAUCCUUGAACAUUUUUACUGUGAUCCUAAUUAAAACAUGUUGCUGUCCCAUGAAACCCAUGUAUCUAUAGGGCAUAAAAACUUUCCAGGACUUUUCAACUCAGUCCUGGAACCUUUUUCACAUGAUCCAGCAGGUUUAAAUGGUUUAUUGUUUUGUACUUCAUCCUUCAGUUUAUGUGAAAAAUUCAAAAUCACCAGAUGUGGAGAUGCGUGGUUUGGAUUGGACAGUAAAUAUGAUCACACAUGGUGCUGAUGUUUAAAUCCGAAAACAACGAUAAAAAGACAGAUGUUAAUGAACCCACCAAUAAAUAGAAUUAAAUGCUUUGUUCUGCUCUGUCAACUAUCAGAGUUUGUCUGGUAACUUUGACAUCCUCCUCAGUUGUUGCCGAUAUUGAAAACUAAAUCGUGACUUUUGUAACUGA